Molecule: messenger RNA, 572 nt
Organism: Amoebophrya sp. A25
Lineage: Eukaryota; Dinophyceae; Syndiniales; Amoebophryaceae
Source: the annotation of a GenBank genome assembly
GAAAUUUUGAGUUCGUUUCGGACAUGGAAACGGCGUCGAAGAAACUGGUAAGCGGCAAGCCACUCCGGGUUUUGAUCCAGUGUUUUCGACGAAGAAAAAUCGUGCAUCUUCCCCAUGCUGGCAAUCUGGAUCAUUUAGUUAUGACUGAGUCCGUAUUGACUUGAGUGCAUCCUCAAGCUCAGCGGCAUUGUUCUUUUGAGUCUUUUUCUGCUUGAUGUAUCAUGAAAAAGGGCCCUUGAUUAAUAACACGGAUGAUGCCAGGAAGAUGGAAGGAUGCAGAUGAGGAUUAGCUCUAAUGUACGCUUGCGGCUCGGGGAAACUAGUACACGGCUUUUUAUUCUGGGAGUGCAACCGGAGAGCUUUGGGGCGAAAGUGGGAUUAAAGGCUGGGAUGGAAAUUGUGGGCAUGAACGGACGUGCACUUGUGCGGUACGGUGAUCAUUUGCAUGAUGCUCUAUCUGUUGGGCCACAUCAUAAAGACGUAGGAAGUAGUCCGGCGCAAUCGCCACUGCAGAUCACAAUCGACGGAAAGGGAGUGGUUCUGAAAAAUCAAUUUGAGGGCCGACACCAGAG